GGGAAGGAAUCCGCGUUGCACAGGAAGUGACGAAAGUUUUCCGGUUGGCCCCUUCGGUUGUUUUGCUAAACUAGCAUGCUAUCAUGAAUUGACACGGAAGUCAACAUUUCAUUUGUUGAACGUCUUGAGGCUGGGCAGACAGUCAGGAGGCAGCCAUGUAUGCAUCUGGCAAAUACAGCUCCCGGGGGCCUCCUCUGAUCCCACGGAUGAAAAUCAAGCAUCGUAUAUACUAUAUCACACUCUUCUCCGUGGUGUUGCUUGGCCUCAUUGCCACUGGGAUGUUUCAGUUCUGGCCUCACUCCUUUGAGUCCGCAGCUGACCUGACCGUAGACAAACACAGUGCUCAAGAUGUUCCUCUGGUGCGCCUCCAAGUCUCCAAUCCUAUUCCUGAGAGGGGAGACCUUGGGUGUCGCAUGCACACUUGUUUCGAUGUGUAUAAAUGUGGCUACAACCCUAAGAACCGAAUUAAGGUUUACAUCUACCCACUGCAGAGAUAUGUUGAUGAACUUGGAGUUCCUAUCAGCAGCACUGGACUUUCUCGAGAAUAUAAUGACCUUCUCAGUGCCAUUUCGGACAGUGACUUUUACACUGAUGAUGUCAACAGGGCUUGUCUUUUUAUCCCAUCGACUGAUGUCCUGAAUCAGAACUCGCUGCGAAUCAAAGAGACUGCCCAAGCUUUGGCAAUGCUACCCAGGUGGAACAAGGGUAUGAAUCAUCUCCUUUUUAACAUGCUGCCAGGGGGCCCACCAGAUUACAACACUGCUUUGGAUGUACCCAGAGACAGAGCGCUCUUGGCUGGAGGGGGUUUCUCCACAUGGACGUACAGACAAGGUUACGACAUCAGUAUCCCAGUUUACAGCCCCCUCUCUGCUGAUGUUGAGCUACCCGAGAGACAGCCUGGGCCUCGCCGCUACUUCAUCCUGUCAUCUCAGACAGCCAUUCACCGUGAAUAUCGGGCUGAACUUGAACGCCUGAAGGAAGAAAAUGGCGAGGCUCUACUCCUUCUGGACAAGUGUAGCAACCUCUCCCAGGGAGCUACCUCUGCUCGGAAGCGUUGUCACAAGGGACAGGUGUUUGACUACCCGCAGAUCCUGCAGGAAUCCUCCUUUUGUGUGGUUUUGAGGGGCGCACGCUUAGGUCAGGCUACUCUCAGUGAUGUGCUGCAAGCUGGUUGCGUCCCUGUCAUCCUUGCUGACUCCUACAUCCUCCCUUUUUCUGAAGUUCUUGACUGGAAAAGAGCAUCGGUGGUUAUCCCAGAGGAGAAGCUCUCCGAGAUGUACACCAUCUUGAAGAGUAUUCCGCACAGACAAGUGGAGGAGAUGCAGAGACAGGCACGCUGGUUCUGGGAAGCCUAUUUCAGCUCCAUGAAGGCCAUUGGACUGACUACGCUCCAGAUCAUCAAUGACCGCAUCUACCCAUAUGCCGCAAAUACAUAUGAGCAGUGGAACAAUCCAACUGUUGUGAAGUGGUCCAGUGUAAACAGUCCCUUAUUCUUGCCACUUAUCCCACCGAGAGCACCUGGGUUCACAGCGGUGGUGCUGACCUACGAUCGAGUCGAGAGCCUUUUCCGAGUCAUCACAGAAAUUUCAAAAGUUCCUAGCUUGGCUAAGUUGGUGGUGGUUUGGAACAACCAGAACAAGAGUCCUCCUGAGGAAUCUCUUUGGCCUAAGGUUGGCGUGCCUCUCAAAGUUGUGCGCACCAAAGAGAACAAGCUGAGUAACCGCUUUUUCCCCUAUGAUGAAAUUGAGACUGAAGCAGUGUUGGCCAUUGAUGAUGACAUCAUCAUGUUGACUUCCGAUGAACUGCAGUUUGGCUAUGAGGUAUGGAGGGAGUUCCCUGACAGGCUUGUGGGUUAUCCAGGCCGACUGCACUUGUGGGACCAUGAAAUGGGAAAGUGGAAGUACGAGUCAGAAUGGACCAAUGAGGUCUCCAUGGUUCUAACGGGCGCUGCUUUUUAUCAUAAGUACUUCAACUACCUGUACACAUACAAGAUGCCUGGAGACAUCAAGAACUGGGUUGACGCACACAUGAACUGUGAAGAUAUUGCCAUGAACUUUCUUGUGGCCAACAUUACUGGCAAAGCCCCCAUUAAGGUGACUCCCAGGAAGAAGUUCAAGUGUCCUGAGUGUACAGCCAUCGAUGGACUGUCCCUGGAUCAGACUCACAUGGUGGAGAGAUCGGAGUGCAUCAACAAGUUUGCAUCCGUUUUCGGCACAAUGCCUCUGAAGGUGGUGGAGCAUCGGGCCGACCCAGUUCUCUACAAAGACGACUUCCCAGAGAAGCUCAAGAGCUUCCCCAACAUCGGCAGCCUCUGACCCGCAUGUCAUUUGCAUUUAGAGCUCACCACAGCGUCAGCAGAGACGCACUUGACUUUUCUGACAUCAUGUCUUGACCUGCGCUCUGAUUUUAUGUUCCCCUCACUACCUUUACAUUAGUUUAAAUUAAUUGUUUUUGGGUUGUUGUUUUUUUACACCUAAUGUGUUAAAAUCAUGACUGAUGUGAGAUCUUUUACUGAUCUCUUGCUAUUAUGGGAUCAUUUAUGUAUUUCAAUUAUGCUCCAAGAAUGAUUUGUAGAGCUAUUUGAUUUUCCACAUUUUACAUGUUGAAACAAUUUGGUGGACUUAAAUCAGGGUUGGGAAGCAAAAACAAAAAAGUCAUUUUUGCCGUUAGCUUCAUGCAGAUAAGACAAGUUACCAGACUAAGCUGCUUUUAAAAAUCUAGUAAGUUGAGCUACUAGUUUGUUUUCUGUGCAUGUGAUGUCAAAUUUGUCGUGUGUUCGACACUAGUCCCACGUUUAUUACAGGAGUUAUGUCCCCAAAAUGCCAAUAGGCAAAAACCAUGAAGUAGAAGUCAACUUUUUCUUUUUCAUCCCAUCCCAACGCCGCUUAUUCUGUUCAGGUUUGCGGGGGGUGCUGAAGCCUAUCCCCGCUCACAAUGGUCAAAAGGCGGCCCACACCCUGAACUUGUCGCCACUCAGUUGCAGGGCAUACAUAGACACUUAUUGUUCAGACAAAUGAAAACCCUCAAAAGAGUGAAGUGUCAAUAUCUGUACCGCAAUGGAGCAAGGUAACACUGAAUACAGUACGGACGUGUUCUGAACUGGUGUAUAAUUGUUGAUGCAAUGUUAUUUAUCUGGUUGAGUUUUGUGUCUGAAUGUCCUUUUAUAUCCUUUAUUCAUUAGAUGUUACAGAUUUUAUGAUGUUACUGUUGCCUUGCAAUGUUUGGGUUUGAUAUCCGUGAGGUCAUUGGUGCGUAUUCUAACUUUGUAUUAUAAAAUAAAAUGAAAGCUCCCAAAACAA
This is a messenger RNA of Syngnathus typhle (broad-nosed pipefish), 3299 nucleotides long. RefSeq names its product exostosin glycosyltransferase 2 (gene ext2). The record is from RefSeq and is a predicted model, not a curated record. The transcript has 15 exons. The coding region runs from base 156 to 2315 and encodes 719 amino acids. Gene Ontology annotation, molecular function: glycosyltransferase activity. Lineage: Eukaryota; Metazoa; Chordata; Actinopteri; Syngnathiformes; Syngnathidae. Gene Ontology annotation, cellular component: membrane.